Molecule: messenger RNA, 327 nt
Organism: Racocetra fulgida
Lineage: Eukaryota; Fungi; Glomeromycota; Glomeromycetes; Diversisporales; Gigasporaceae
Source: the annotation of a GenBank genome assembly
CUCCUGAAUUGCUUAAACAAACCGAUAAUAUAACAUAUUGUAAGAAAACAGACAUUUAUAGCCUUGGCAUGAUAUUUUGGGAAUUAUCUAGUGGUCAUCCACCAUUUGAAAAUCAAUCAAAUAUGAUUAAAUUAGCUAUAAAGGUUGUUCAAGGUGACAGAGAAAGUACAAUUUACGGAACCUCUGAAUAUAGGAAUCUUUAUAUCAAAUGCUGGGAUGCCGAUCCAUGUAAACGCCCAGACAUCGAAGAUGUACACAAAUUAUUAGAAGGAAUAGUAAACUCUAAAAUAUUGCCGGAGAUUGACCCUAGUCCUAUUAAUCCUGAAU